This is a messenger RNA of Aspergillus saccharolyticus JOP 1030-1, 2152 nucleotides long. Its product is annotated as methylenetetrahydrofolate reductase (NAD(P)H) MET13. NCBI's taxonomy places the organism in Eukaryota, Fungi, Ascomycota, Eurotiomycetes, Eurotiales, Aspergillaceae. Gene Ontology annotation, molecular function: FAD binding; methylenetetrahydrofolate reductase [NAD(P)H] activity. Gene Ontology annotation, biological process: tetrahydrofolate interconversion. Gene Ontology annotation, cellular component: cytosol. The coding region runs from base 119 to 2002 and encodes 627 amino acids. The record is from RefSeq and is a predicted model, not a curated record. The transcript is spliced from 4 exons.
GGCAACUUAAACCACCUAUUUGCCGAACGGCGUACAGGAACGGUUACUCUUUGCUUUGCGGUCACCCUACUUGCGUGGGACACUUGGAAUAUCUCAGUUUGUCUUGUAAACCUGCACCAUGCAUAUUAAAGAGAAGCUUUCUCAAAAUGAGGCUGCUGGGAGACCGGGAAUCUCCUUCGAGUUCUUCCCACCUAAAACAGCCCAGGGUGUCCAGAAUCUUUACGAUAGAAUGGAUCGCAUGCACGCCCUAGGUCCUUCUUUCAUAGACAUCACUUGGGGAGCAGGAGGUCGCUUGUCGGACCUUACUUGCGAAAUGGUCAACGUUGCACAGUCUGUGUACGGCUUGGAAACUUGUAUGCACUUGACAUGUACCGAUAUGCCCGUCGAGAAGGUAGACGCUGCGCUCCAGGCAGCUUACAAGGCCGGCUGCACCAAUAUCCUCGCUCUCCGUGGAGAUCCUCCGCGUGAGAAGGAAAACUGGGAAGCUACCGAUGGUGGAUUCCGCUAUGCCAAGGACCUGGUAAAGCACAUCAGGGACAAGUAUGGCAACCACUUUGACAUCGGCGUUGGAGGGUACCCGGAAGGGGCGGACGACAACCCGGACGUUGAUCUCUUGAUUGAUCACCUCAAGGAGAAGGUUGACGCGGGUGCUUCGUUUGUCAUCACACAGAUGUUCUACGAUACGGACAACUUCAUUGACUGGGUAAAGAAAUGCCGAGACAGAGGCAUUGCCGUGCCCAUCAUACCCGGUAUAAUGCCCAUUCAGACGUAUGCUGCAUUUAUCAGACGAUCGGAAUGGACAAAAACUCGAAUUCCACCGGAGUGGCUUGAGGCCCUGGAACCCGUUAAGAACGAUGACGCUGCUGUCAGAAACAUCGGUAAACGCCUGGUCGCAGAUAUGUGCAGAAGGCUCCUCAAAAGCGGUCUCAACCACCUUCAUUUUUACACGAUGAAUCUCGCACAGUCAACGCAACUGGUUCUCGAAGACCUUGGCCUUCUGCCGUCUGAGGAGACACCGCUCCAGAGAGCCUUGCCUUGGCGGCCUUCGCUCGGUCUCAAUCGCAGAGGGGAAGACGUUCGUCCCAUCUUUUGGCGAAACCGCAACUCUUCUUACAUUGCUCGUACGCAGACUUGGGAUGAAUUCCCCAACGGUCGUUGGACUGAUUCCCGGUCGCCUGCCUUCGGCGAAUUGGACAGCUACGGUAUCGGUCUCAAGGGUACAAAUGAGCAAAACAUCAAGCUCUGGGGGCAGCCAAAGUCUUUGCGGGACGUCACUCAUAUUUUUGUCGACUAUCUGGAAGGCAGAUUGGCGCGACUACCUUGGAGCGACAGUCCAAUCACCGCCGAAGCCAACGCUAUCAAGGAUGAUUUGAUUGAGCUAAACAAGAAGGGUAUCUUCACCAUUAACUCGCAACCGGCCGUGAAUGGUGUGAAAUCCUCUCAUCCGGUACACGGCUGGGGCCCCAAGAACGGUUAUGUCUAUCAAAAGGCAUACUUGGAGCUCCUGAUUCCUUCUUACUUACUUGAUGACUUGAUCGACCGCAUUGAACAGAACACCUAUCUCACCUACCAUGCUGCCUCCAAGAAUGGAACCCUGCGCACCAAUACUAAUGAUAGUCCCAACGCCUUGACAUGGGGUAUCUUCGCGGGACGAGAGAUUGUCCAGCCCACCAUUGUGGAGACGAUCAGUUUCUUGGCCUGGAAGGAUGAGGCGUACCGUCUCGGUGAAGACUGGGCCAAAUGCCACGAUGCUUCCAGCCCCAGCAGAAAGCUGAUCCAGAGCAUUGUGGAUGAUUGGUGUCUCGUUAAUAUCGUGAACAAUGAUUUCCACAACACCAGCAGCCUCUUUGACUUGUUUAAGGAUCUGAAUGUAAAAGAUCUCGACACCGAAAUUGCGACCGAGGACGGUGAAAUCAAGCCUCAGCAAAAUGGCGUCUCGAACGGAGCCGCUGACGGCACCGUGAUUGAUGGAACCUCCACCGAGCUUCCUAUCCUUAAUUAGGAAUUCCUACAACUCAUAUUUCAUUGCCGCUUUCAACAGGCAUCUCGACGGGCUCAUCCCCGCAGUCUACGAUCAUGCUAUGCACCUCUAUAUGCAUAUUCUUCAACCCGUCUCACGACUACUUAACUAAUUUCAACACAUGACGACUAC